GUAGGAGGGAGGAGGCAAGCCACAUCACACACGCACACACCUCCCUGCAUGUGAUUAAAUGUCUUGAAAUCUGCUUCUGAUUUCGUCGGGGAGUUGACUUUUCCCUUCUUUUCAACCCCUGGAUUUAUUGAAACCUUUUUACUCCGCUUCAAGGCAGCAGCUGGGGCUAAGUUUCUUCCGUCUUGCCUGUUUUUUCCUCUUUUCCCUUUUUCUCUCGUCCCUCCCAGCAGCAGUUCAGUGAGAUCCAGGAGAAAGGAGGAGUGCAGCAGCUGGGAGAACCUUGAGAAGCGGCCAAGGGACUCGAGGACCAGGCGAGGGGCUGCUGCAGACCACAUCGUGCGGUGGCUUGGCUUUGCUUUACCUCCCCUUCCCCCGAGAUAAAUAAACAAAAAUCUUACCCCCGCGUCUGUGUAAAAGGGCUUUGGCGUCUGGAAUUACACCCCUUCGGCUGCAUCACUGCUGGGAACCGCGCAUUACCAGGAACCGUCUACCUGCCGGGCUCCCAGGAGGAUUUGGCUUGUGUGUCUUGGAGAGAGCUUGUCCGGCGAGGAUGGAUCUCUUGUACCUCUUACGGCUGCUGCUUACCGCCUGUGUGUUCGGCCUGUCCCAGACAAUCAACCCCUUUGUGGUGCAGCAAACUGCAUCCGACCCUUGCUACGAUGAGAACAGCGCCCCCCGGCGCUGCAUCCCCGAGUUUGUCAAUGCUGCCUUUGGGAAGGAAGUGCAGGCCUCCAGCACGUGUGGGAAGCCUCCCACUCGCCACUGCGAUGCCUCAGACCCCCGCAAAGCCCACCCGGUAUCUUACCUCACGGAUCUCAACACUGCGUCCAACAUGACGUGCUGGCGCUCUGAGAGCCUGCACCUUUCCCCUCAGAAUGUCACGCUCACCCUCUCCCUGGCCAAGAAGUUUGAGGUGAUUUAUGUCAGCCUGCAGUUCUGCUCGGCCCGGCCUGAGUCAGCAGCCAUUUUAAAAUCUAUGGAUUAUGGCAAGACCUGGGUGCCUUACCAGUACUACUCCUCCCAGUGCCGGAAGAUCUACGGCAAGCCCAACAAAGCCACCGUCACCAAGCAAAAUGAGCAGGAGGCGCUGUGCACUGAUGGCCACACAGAUCUGUACCCGCUCACUGGGGGCCUCAUUGCCUUCAGCACGCUGGACGGACGGCCGUCCGCCCAAGACUUUGACAACAGCCCAGUGCUCCAGGACUGGGUGACAGCUACGGACAUCCGGGUCAUUUUCAGCCGCCCCCAUUUGUUCCGGGAGCUGGGGGGCCGGGACAAUGAAGAGGACGAUGGCGGGACCAGCUCGUUUUCAUACUAUUAUGCCGUGGGUGAGUUCCAGGUCGGGGGGCGGUGCAAGUGCAAUGGGCACGCCUCCCGCUGCGUGAAGGACAAGGAGGGCAAGCUUGUGUGUGACUGCAAGCACAACACUGAGGGCCCCGAAUGCGACCGCUGCAAACCCUUCCAUUAUGACCGCCCGUGGCAGAGGGCCAACGCCAGGGAGGCCAACGAGUGUCUAGCCUGCAACUGUAACCUGCAUGCCCGGCGCUGCCGCUUCAACAUGGAGCUGUACAAACUCUCAGGCAGGAAGAGCGGAGGUGUCUGCCUCAACUGUCGCCACAACACAGCCGGCCGGCACUGCCAUUACUGCAAAGAGGGGUUCUACCGGGACAUGAGCAAAUCCAUCAGCGACCGCAAGGCCUGCAAAGCUUGUGACUGCCACCCUGUUGGCGCAGCCGGUAAAACCUGCAACCAGACCACCGGACAGUGCCCAUGCAAAGAUGGUGUGACAGGGCUCACCUGCAAUCGCUGUGCCAAGGGCUACCAGCAGAGCCGGUCACCUGUGGCUCCUUGCAUCAAGAUUCCUGCCAUCAACCCAACCUCCGUGGUCACCAGCACAGAAGAGCCGGCAGACUGUGAUUCGUACUGCAAGCCAGCCAAAGGCAACUACAAGAUUAAUAUGAAAAAAUACUGCAAGAAGGAUUAUGUUGUCCAAGUGAAUGUCUUAGACAUGGAGACAGUGGCCAACUGGGCUAAGUUCACUGUCAACGUCCUCUCGGUCUACAAGUGCCGCGAUGAGCGUGUGAAGCGUGGUGAUAACUUCUUGUGGAUCCACAUGAAAGACCUGGCCUGCAAGUGCCCCAAGAUCCAAAUCAGCAGAAAAUACCUUGUCAUGGGGAUCAGCGAAAACCCCACUGACCGGCCAGGACUCAUGGCUGACAAGAACAGCCUGGUCAUCCAAUGGCGGGAUGCCUGGACCCGGCGCCUGCGGAAACUGCAGCGGCGGGAGAAGAAGGGGAAGUGUUUGAAACCAUGAUGGGUUUUGUGUCUGUCGCUUACUAAAGUCCCCGCUCUAUGCACAUUCUUCAGACUGUUCCCCAGAGACUCUGUAUAUAUAUAUAGCGUGAACAGACUCUCCUGUCUAUAGUGUAUAUUUGCGAUGGGUUCCUUUGUGUGCGUGAAGGCCUGGGUGUGCCUGGGGAUGUGUGUGUCCUUAAUGUUAAUUAAAAGUAACACAGUAAGGACAAGCCUUUAAAGAGGAGUGAAGUGGAGGAUGAGCCCAGUGUUGCUAGGUCUGAAGUUGCUCAGAGGAUAUAAGCAAAAGGCCUCUCCGUCAGGGCCCCUCUCCUGUGUUUCAUUGUUUCUGAUCUCUCUUCACUUUCGGGGGUGAGCUCCAUGCCCUGCCUGCUCCCAGUGUCCGAGCGCAAGUCCUCAGCUCUUCGCUCAGUCACGCUAUACCUGGGUGUGGACUAGUCUAAGCUCUUCAGUCCCCUUCCUAUCCAUAGCAGCUGAAACUAGCCUGGUGUCAGUUCAUGGAUUAUGAGGCCAAAAGAGACUACUGUGAUCAUCUCGUUUGCCCUCCUGCAUAGCACAGGCCAGAGAACUUCUGACUUAACUUCCCCCAUUCCCAUCUUCCACCCUAUUUCAGGUCACCCUGAAGGGAAAGCAAAAGCAUUGGACAUAGAGGGUCAGAUUCUUCUGUCAUAUAUACUGGUAUAGGUAAGGAGUAAGUGCAUGGCUUGCUAAUGGAUUUCCAUAUGCAUACAGUAUGAGAGGAGAUUCCAACCCUGGAGUUCCAUGAAAAAACAAAGUGUCUAAUUUGCCAGUUACAUCAUGUUUAUGCUGAUACACCAUCAUUGAUUUCACUGGUAUGACACUGAUGUGACACAGUGAGAAUCAGGCCCUUUGGGUUUAUUCAGCCACUGCUGGAAUGCACCAGCCCCCACCUGCAGACUUGUCUUAGCCAAGGUCACUGCCAAACAGGGCUGGCUCCAGGGUUUUGGCCGCCCCAAGCAGCCAAAAAAAAAAAAAAAAGCUGCGAUCGCGAUCUGCAGCGGCAAUUCGGCAGGACGUCCUUUGCUCCCAGCGGGAGUGAGGGACCGUCCGCCGAAUUGCCGCCGAAAACCUGGACGUGCCGCCCCUCUCCAGAGCGGCUGGAGCCAGCCCUGCUGCCAAAGGCCCUCUUAUAUCCUCUCAGAAAAUGUGUACGUUUGUGGGGGCAGAUCCUCAGCUGGUGCAAAUCAGCCAAUUUGCAUCAGCUGAGGAUCUGGCUCGACAUGCAUAAUUCAGCUGUGGGCCUGAUUCUGCCCUGCUUUUCACCCAGAGUAGUUAUUUUCAUCUGGGCCAAAGGACUGUGAAAAGCUGCCAUUCGGACUUGGACAAUGUUUUGCAGAGGUGUAAAUGGGGGCAGAAGGUGAAAUCCCAGGAAGAUCGAGUCCUCGGGAUGUUUUUAUGCUUCCCCAGCCCUCUGAGUCUCAAGGAGGCAGGACUGAUAAAGCAAAGCUAAUGCACUGGUGGUUAUGGUGAGAAGCUCUAGUUCACCAGGGCAAGGGAAUUGUAGUCCCUUGACACAGGCACAUUCCAAAUGGGCACAGAGUGGGCCUAGGUGGCUGUUGGAUUGGAUCUACUCAGAGGGCAGGAAAUGGUGCAGCAAGAUAACGGAGCAGCCUGGAAACAGUGUGUGGCGGGAUGAUCCUUGAAAACCAAUUGCCGUGGGCACCUGUGGCUCAGAGAGAUGUUACGCUGUAGAGCAGUUUAAGACUGAGGCUCGUUGGCAGAGCUGUGUGAGGGCCCAGGCCUAGCAUAGGGGCCUUUGCAAGUUAAGAUACUGGCAGAAUUGUGUUUUAGCUCAGGAAUGGAAGAGAAUGUUUUGAGGCCAGACUGAGGUGACCCGUAUGGUGAUGCAGGACUGAACACCAGGAGGUGUUUUGGGGCAUGAUUAAGGUACAUUAGCAGAGCUGGCUGAAGGCCCAGAAUUGGCUUAGCAAAGCUCUUUGAGGUCCAGGAAUGUCAUGCACUGAAGGCCCAUGAAAGCUGGCAGAACAAGGGGUUGCUGAAAAUCAAAAUUGUAUUGGUGUGGGAGGACCAGAGACAGACUAGCAAAUGGUCACGCGAGGUGUGCUGGCUGGACUAGUUUGCCCAGUGCCUGCCUUUGCUGUUCUCACUGCAGACAGUACUAGUAGGCGCACCCUUGUGUUUGCAUUAAUACAAGGAGCAGAGUGGAAAUGCACAUUCCUGACACCUAGUCACUACUCAUGUUAUUUACAUUCAGCCUCCAUCAUGAGAUGGUCUUUGAAUCACAUUUUAUUCUCCCGGCCCCAGCAAUUCAUGUCACCUGGGACCAUACAUGUGGGGCCAUGUUUACUUACAAUGCCAAUACCUGGCCAAUUGUUGAAGUCAAUUGCAAAAAAACCACCCUUUUCUCCUGGGGGGGCUUGAGUUCACACUGCAGCCUGAUUAUCCUCUCAUACCAAUUUUACACCAGUGCAACUUGCUUGACUUGAGUGCAGUUACUCCUCAUUUACCUGGUAUAAGUGUGAUCAGGACCAGACCCACAGUGUGCUGUGUCACACAUAUUUUGCAUACCCACUGAACACCAAAGCCCUGAUUCUGAUCUCAUUGACACCCAUGUAAUUCCAGAGCAACACCAUUAAAGCCACCUGAGGUAUCCUGGAUUUACAUGGAUGUAACUGACCUCAGGAGUUGACCUCCACCCCCCACACAAAAAGCCAUUGCUGUGCUAGGAACUGUCAUUUCCUAACCAAUUUACACCAUGGGGCAAACUCAGGCCUGGUGUAAGCAGCUGCAAUGCCAUUUCUGACUAUGCUUAGGGAAGGAGCUGUACAAUGGUUUAUUAUUGUAGGGUUACAAAUAAAGCCCAUUUUGUUUAUGGCCCUACUAAUGUAUUCUAGCAGAACAACACUCUAGCAGCCUUCAGGGCUCAUUUUUGGCCUCUGAGCCAUACCAAUGCCCCCUCCAUUCCAUGUCAAUCCCCCUACCUACUGCUGAUACAUGCAAAGGGGCACAUAGAGUCUGACUGCAGAAUAAGCUAGCGUGACAGCUGCCUACUGCAGGGAGGGGUGGAAGGCCAAGACCUGUCUCCUGGGACACCGGAAUACUGGCUAGGGCAUGGUGGAGCAGUGUGAAUGCCCAACGCCAGUUUACUAACCUGUGAGCUGGUGAUGAUAUGGGGGGCAGGGCUCCCAGAGUUGCACUGAAUGUAGUAAUUGACAUAAUGGCCACGGGCGCCUUGACAAGUAACAGACUGGUGUGUUGCUAACACAGUUGUGACACUGGCCCAUUCGUAGCAUAGUAACUGCUCAUCCCUCAGGUCACCUGCAUUGAUGUAGCGGCUUGACAGGGCUUUGAGCGAACUCGCUCGCUCCUGGCGUUAAAUGUUACAGGUACUUUCUGUUUAAAAUGUUUCUGUGAAUUACAGUCACAUAGUGAGAACAAACGUCAUGUCCCCUCCUGCUCCACAUGCAGCCCCUGUGCUCUCAGGUGGGGGGAAAAGGCCCUGGCUAGCACAAGGGUGGCGCACAAUCUGUUCAGGUGCCAGCUGAUGGGGAAAAUGCACAGAACACCCAUUCCCUGCUUUAGCCUAAUGUGACUCUACCUUCCCAUCCCUCCAGUGUCGGUGAGCCACAGAACCUGGUACACCCCCAUCUUACCCUGUGUGCAGUCAGUUACACUAGUGCAACGUGGUCAUGCAACCCGUUACCAACUAAUGGGCCAGACCCUCAGUUGUUGCAGCCUGUCAUAACUCCACGGAGGGAAAUAGAAGCACUUCUACUUCACAUCAGCUGAGGAGCUGGCCCAGGAAUGGGAGUGCUUGACACCCCCUUGCAGCACACAGGGUGCAAGCUAGGGGAGAAUCAGGCCCACAGGCCUCUGCAGUGGUGUGAUGGGCCCCGGUCAACUCCCAUUGAAAUCUAAAGAGGCUUGUUCUGCUGGAUUCUAUGGGCACAGUCGCCGUCACGUUCACUGUCCCUAGUUUCUUGGGGGUAGGGGAGACGGAGUGUGUGUGUGUGUAUCUGUGUGUGUGUGCACGUGUGCUGCUGUUCCUGUUCUGCAACAAAGACCCUCUCAAAGCAAACAGGAAAGUGUGCAGCUGUCACAGUAACCGCUUAACUCCCAAGCUGCUAGGCACAAACCAAGAGAAGGGGUUUUUUUAUGGGUUUUGCAUGGUCACUGAGAACGGAUGCUCCUGGGUGAAUGUGCUGCAGAGAAUUUCUCACUUUCUCAUGCACUAAAUGUCACUUGGGCUGUAUUUUUGCGGGGAGGGAACUCACCCCACAUAGAACGGCAGCACAAGUGCAUCUUAAAUUGCACCUACACCCUGAGUGGGACUGCAGGGGUGCUGAAGCUGCCUGCUGACCAUCUGUACAAGGGGUGGAUUUCACUGCUGUAGGUUAUGAACCUUCGGUGCCCAGACUGCAGCCUAAGGGUCAAAUCCAGCCCAGCCCAGCCUAAAACACAGCUCACUGCUGCUCUCUCCGUACCAGGUAAGGACGAAACUGUAGGGUUUGACAGCUGGUGAACUCAGACCACAAGCCAUUUCGCGUCAUAUUCCUUUACUGAGCAGGUAAAUGCUAUGGUUGACAUUUGCAAAGCUGUCUAGGGGAGUUAGAUGCUGCUCUAAUUAAAAAGGCACAUCUACAGCCCCUAGGCUGCUUGGAGACUUUCAGUCUAUGACUGUGUGCCUUUACUUUGUAUUUAAACAUACAACCAUAUAAGGGCAGAUUCAGGACAGUUUUUGGUGUUCUGGCAAGUUGCCCUUGAACGUUGCAACGUUUGGGCACCCAGAAUGGUAUGACAUGGGCUGAGCCUGCUGCAAGAAACACCAUCUCCCUGUCCCUCUUCUCAGGCCAGCUUUGGACCUCUAGGUUAUAACAUGUAUGUCGUGUCAAUAGUUUCCAAAAUGCAACAGAGCAAAAGAAUUGGAGGGAGGCUAUGGACCAGGCCAUCUCCAUGAAAUACUGUUGAAUAUGUAAAAAAAUAACAACCAAUGUUAUGGAACAUAGUGUAACAUAUAUAAGAUAUGUACUUUUUCUUUUUUAUUAUUAUUGUUUUUAAUAACACGAGUCUAAUGUGUAUUGCCUGCCUAAAUUGGUGUUUUCUUUCCCUGAGACUGCAGUUUGCAUUUGGCUUUUGAUGCUAAACUGAUGAUGACAGCUCAUCCCCCACCCUGGACAUGGGUUCUGCUGCUUCUUAAUUGCACCAGUAAGGCCCACUUGGAAGAAUGCCUCACGCAGAGCACAAGGCAGGUGCUCAGCACAGUUGGGGUAAAUGUGCUUAUUUACAUCAGCUGAAGAUCUGUGAGUUUGCAGGGUGGGAGGCACUGAGACCCAGGCUGGAUUCCAAAGGAGCAGGCUCAAGGGAUCCCAUCAAGAUCAAAACCAAGGGCCUUGAUUCUGAGUUCACUUAGAAUGAAAUUCACCCCUGGGCCUAUGCACACUGAUUAAGUCCCACCUGCUCUGAGUGGUGCCUAGACUUUGGGCUGGUAUUCUGCACAGGAGUGAAGGUCACUCUUACCCGCAUUUUACUCUGGUGCAACCCCAUUUGCUUCAGUAACUGGACAUGGGUGUAUGAGUGAAACCAAAAUCAGGCACUGGGGCCAACUCUCUGCUGGCAACGAUUGGUGCAGCUCCAUGGCAAUCACUGGACUUGGGGAAGUUUGCACCAGUAGAAAAUGUGCUGUUGUAUUUUUAAAAUUGCCUGUAGCUUUGUUACUAGCGCCACCUUUGAUUAUGAAAAAUGCCUGGGCAGCUCCUCAGCUGGUGUAGAUCAGCAUGGCUGCAUGGAAUUACAACAGUAUACAACAGCUGAGUUGCUGGCUCAGACCUCUGAAAGUGGUACAGCAAAGAGCCCAUUUCUCUCCACUUGGUGAAGCUUAAAGAAAGGCUGGUCAGUAACCGCACAGAAAACUGCCAUUGAGGCGAGUAGGGGAUGGAGCAUGCACACACUUACUGGUCGCACUUAUAGUAAGGGUCCUCUUACAAAAAGUUUACAAAAGGUGAAUAAAUAAUUAACAGAUGCUAUAAGCAUGUGACAGAUAUGAGUGGUAUGUGUGACAGCGGGUUAUAAACAAAUCAGGAGGCAGUGUUACAGAUGAUUAUAUGUAAUCUAUUGACCUGUUGGAUUGUAUAACAAUCUGUAAUAAAUG
Messenger RNA from Malaclemys terrapin pileata, 8443 nucleotides. RefSeq names its product netrin 3 (gene NTN3). NCBI's taxonomy places the organism in Eukaryota, Metazoa, Chordata, Testudines, Emydidae. The transcript has 7 exons. The record is from RefSeq and is a predicted model, not a curated record. Gene Ontology annotation, molecular function: protein binding. The coding region runs from base 551 to 2314 and encodes 587 amino acids.